AUGGAGCGUGUCAAGCGACAGAAGCAACGCAAAGUGUUGCUGAUGGGUCGUUCGGGUGCUGGAAAAUCUUCUAUGAGAUCUAUCAUCUUCAGUAAUUACGUUGCCAAAGAUGUACGACGACUGGGCGCCACAGUAGAUGUCGAACACAGUAACAUAAAAUUUAUGGGCAACCUCAUGCUCAAUUUAUGGGACUGUGGUGGGCAAGACUCAUUCGUGGAAUCAUAUCUCACGAAUCAGCGAUCGCAUGUCUUCACCUCUGUGGCGGUCUUGAUCUUUGUUUUCGAUAUCUCUUCGAAAGAUGGAGGGUCCGACAUGGUCAGCUUUGCCUCGACGAUCAGAGCUCUCCACGAGUUCAGUCCGCAAAGCAAGAUCUUCGUACUCGUCCAUAAGAUGGACCUCUUGCCAGUGGACCAGAAGGCUCGAAUCUUUCAGCAAAGAGCCAUCCAUGUCCGAGCCACAUGCGAAGAUGAGGGCUUUCUAGGUCAGCAGGUCGAUUUCUGGGCAACGUCGAUCUGGGACCAGAGUCUCUACCGGGCCUGGACGCAGGUAAUCUACUUCUUGGUACCUAAUGCAUCAGCGAUCGAGAGCAUGUUGCGAAAGCUAGCCGAACUGCUUGAUGCGCGGGAACUCAUUCUAUACGAACGGGCCACAUGCCUUGUCGUAACUCAUAUCACUCGCGGAGGCGAGGGACAGAAUCCAUAUACGGACCGCUUCGAGCGCAUCAGCAGCAUACUGAAAACGCACAAGCAUUCCAUGGCGAGGCAUAGUGGCGUGAUGGCGGCUGAAGUCACCUUCGCUGAGAUGCAGAUCAAGAUGGGAGCAUUCAUGUUUUUCAUCACGCGGCUGACCGAGAACACGAAUCUGGCUGUGGUCAUGCCGAGUGACGAAUCAUCUUUCAAUGCUGCAAGGGUCAAUGUGCAGCUGGCACGACGCGAGUUCGCCCAGCUUGAUAUCGUUGAGAAGAAGGGUAAGGAUUCGCAAACUACAACGGGAGCAAGAUCUGGACUUAGUGGUACAGAUGACAUGGUAGGGAAUGAGGACGGUGAAGGAUCGACAUCAAGUCGUGUCGGUGAACCCUAA
Molecule: messenger RNA, 1080 nt
Organism: Recurvomyces mirabilis
Lineage: Eukaryota; Fungi; Ascomycota; Dothideomycetes; Mycosphaerellales; Teratosphaeriaceae
Gene: GTR1
Product: GTP-binding protein gtr1
Exons: 2
Coding region: 1-1080 (359 amino acids)
Biological process (GO): cellular response to starvation; negative regulation of autophagy
Cellular component (GO): fungal-type vacuole membrane; Gtr1-Gtr2 GTPase complex; nucleus
Molecular function (GO): GTP binding; GTPase activity
Source: RefSeq, a predicted model, not a curated record